AUGUCGAGCGGCACACAAUUGGACACCAACCCCGGUGAGACCAUGCGUCUGGCCGUAGAACGAUUUCGCACCAAAAUGGAGUCCUCAAAUCGGCAGUUCAUUCAAGACCGCAUCAAUGAGAUCGAAGCUAUGCAUCUCUCGACCGAAAAAGAAAAAUUGAGAAUUAUGUCUCGCUACUGGGAUAACUUGGGAGAUAAGGGUCAGAGUAACUGGAGUGAUGAUGCACCCAGAGACAUGGUUCGGCAAGCUCGCGAGAUGGCAAAUGUCUCGCGAUUACAAGACCUGAAGACCACAUUUCAUGAGCAUAUGGAUGGGGUCAAUCCGACGACGCUGGUGACAGAUGAAUGGCGCCAAAUGUUUCUUGAGACCCUCGAAAGUGUGUGUAACAAAGCCGCUGAGAAAUAUGGGGAUCAUAACUUCCAUAUACCAAUAUGUGAUGAUCUGGGUCACUUCAUCAAAUACGCCAAUGGUGUCCAAGAUCCGGACUUCCGUCACUCGGGGAUAUGUCCGUGGAAGCCCGUGCCUUAUAUUGGAAUCCGUCAUUAUGCAUUUCCGGAUCGCCCGAGUAUCCGAGCACUGCCUCUUCCGGAUAUAGCGAAAUCUCGAGACCAACUAAAGCGCUAUCUUGAAUACAGCCUGCUAGGUGAGGAUUUUAUUUACAGCACUUUCGACAAAGACUUAGAGGUGAAGGUCGGGCUUCACACUGGCUGCGGCUUGCGUCGAGGAUACGAUGAAUGGUAUAGCGCCUAUGUCUAUUGUCGUCGAUACGAGGAUGACCCUGAUCCAAGUCACAAGGAUUGGGCAUGGCGGGUUGUCAUUUUUCACGCUGGUGGCGCCAACCCAACCUUGUAA
Molecule: messenger RNA, 852 nt
Organism: Penicillium vulpinum
Lineage: Eukaryota; Fungi; Ascomycota; Eurotiomycetes; Eurotiales; Aspergillaceae
Exons: 1
Coding region: 1-852 (283 amino acids)
Source: RefSeq, a predicted model, not a curated record